Molecule: messenger RNA, 2353 nt
Organism: Schistosoma haematobium
Lineage: Eukaryota; Metazoa; Platyhelminthes; Trematoda; Strigeidida; Schistosomatidae
Product: Protein yippee-like 2
Exons: 4
Coding region: 336-1955 (539 amino acids)
Source: RefSeq, a predicted model, not a curated record
ACUUCAGUUGUGCUUGUGCAUACUUUUUCGCAAGUUUAAAUGGGAGUCGAUUUAGCUCGGGUAUGUGUAGGUAACUGUAGGGAAGUAACUAGUCAUAUCACUUAUCUUAACUGAAAGGGAAAAAUAAACUUGCUUGUGACAAUAGCUUCGGGCAUAUAAUAUAUAUAGUCGUUCUUUUUCAACAUACCCAACAAUAAUUCUUUUACUCCCCCAUCGAAUUAUACGAAGCUAUUUCAACGUCAUUUUCCUGUUCAUAAUUAUUUGAUUCGCGUUGACCAACCAGCUGUGUCGUUCAACCUGUUUUUCCAUAAUGUGACGAAACUGUUGUCACCGAUAUGGUCAAAGGGAAGUUUCAGGCUUAUUUCCCAUUUGAAAAGAAUUCUUUGACGUACAGCUGCCUCCACUGUCGUGCACAUUUAGCUCGUCAUGACGACCUCAUAAGUAAAUCGUUUCAGGGAAGUCAAGGUCGAGCUUAUCUAUUUAACCAGGCUGUAAAUGUUCGUUGCGCUGAAGCUAAACAACGUGUUCUUCUGACCGGGUUGCAUUUUGUAGCUGAUAUAUUUUGUGCAUGUUGUGAUACAGCACUAGGUUGGAAGUAUGAACGUGCUUUUGAACCUAGUCAACGAUACAAAGAAGGCAAGGUGAUAAUCGAAUUGGCACAUCUAUUUAAGGACAACAGUUGGGAUGCUGAAUGGUUAUACCCUUUGUAUCCGACAAGCUCUAUUGCUAAUGGUAAUACUUCUGACACGACUUUAAAGUAUGCAAAGCCGCAUUCGAUUAGUGUAAGUGAUUAUCGUCGUAGUGAAACUGGAAAACCUAAAUCUUCACUAAACUUCCCACCGAUUGAUGCGUCUGAUUCUUUAUCAUCAACUGAUGGAGGUGUUUUUGAAUCUUCUACAACUGAUUUAAUUGAUCCUAAUGAAGAAACGUGUACAGAUUUCGUGCAUCAUCAUCACCAUUCACACCAUCCUCCUUCUCUACACCAUCAUCACCACCAACUUCAUUAUCAUUUGAAUACAUCUCCAUCCUCGACUCAGGUUCAUCAGUCAUCAUUUUCUCUUAUGUCAAAUGAUUCAGCGUCCUUAUCAUAUCGAUUAAGUUCAUCAUUAAAUGCAACGGGUUGGGCCUUUCGUAUUCCACCAUCACUGACAUCUAACAAUGAUAGCCAUGAUAAAUAUUUAUUAGACUUAUCUGAUUCUGGACGUGUCAGUGAUUAUUCUCAUACUUGCACAUCAACAUCAGCAACAGAGAAUGUAGGACAUUUAAACCUUGUUUGUUCUACAGAUAAUAACAUCAGUGAUAGUGAUAUUAGACACGUUGAUAAUUUAACACCGGAUAACGUGAUUAUCACUAAUAUUGAUAAAAGUAAUACACGUAUUCAUAAUAAUACAGAUAACAAAACUAGGAUAGUCUCUGGUCAAACAGGCACUAACAUUAGUAAUAAUAAUAAUGAUAUUCGUAAAGAAGAUGAACAUUUUACCAAAUCAAAGCCAAUAACUCCUAUUACAAUUAAGCUAUCUCAUAAAGAUCAAAAUAACAAUGCUGUGGAUAAUAAUAAUAAUAACUCUGACUAUAGUUGUUUGAAAACAGAUGCAUAUGAUAUUUUUGAAGAUAUCAACUUUAACAAUGGGAAUAAUCAUAGACCAGUGGAUGAUUUAUGCUUAAGAAAGUUAUCUCAGUUUUCAACACCACAAGCUAGAAGAAUUUCCAAAAUCAAUACACAAAAUCUACGAGUUACAUUCAAUUCUAAUUUAGCUAAACGUAAUCGUAAACGUAUAAAACAUCGACUUCGUGCUUCAUCUGCUUCACCUUCAAGAGAUUUUCUUUUACCUACUGGUUCAGAAGAUGAAGAAGAUGAUAAAGAAGAAGAAGCAGAAGCAGAAGAAACAGAUAAUCUAUCCGAUUUUACUAAUUUUCAUAAUCAAUCACAAAAUAUUGUUAAAGUACAAGAUUGAAUGAAAUACUAUACUAUUUUAAUUCUAUGAAUAGCUUAUUCAAAACUACAUUUACUGUCCAUGAAUUUUACACACGCCCCCCCCCCACACACGCACACGCACAAAAGUACACAACAUAAGCCUUUGUAUGAUUUUAAAUGCUGUGGAUUAAUAUAAACCAUAUGUCUUUCGAGGAUCUUUUAUUUACAUAAGAUAAAAACCCAGUUUACUUUAAAAUAAUUCAUUAUUUAUUCUAUCCUAGUAACACAUAUCCUCUAUUCAUUGCUUAUUGUUUCUUAUUUAUAAUAAUGAUAAUUGUUCAUAAAAUCAUUUUAGCGGUUUAUUUGUUUCAGCUUCUUUUUUUCUUUCUUUUCUUUUCUUUUGUUGCUGUUAUUAUUGUUGUUGUUGUUGUUCAAUAU